Molecule: messenger RNA, 1218 nt
Organism: Trichomonas vaginalis G3
Lineage: Eukaryota; Parabasalia; Trichomonadida; Trichomonadidae
Product: keratin-associated protein family
Exons: 1
Source: RefSeq, a predicted model, not a curated record
GAUGAAGCGAAGACAAAAAAUGUUAAUGAAAGAAGAUAUAAAUACAUUCGUGCUAAAGGUUAUGACAUAAGCUGUACUGUACAGUAUGAUGUAGCUAAAGCACCAGAAGCAUUUGGUUAUACCGGUGAAAUUUAUGCCUCUACUUUCAAUGUUAACGGUGUAUUAGUUGAACCAAGAUUUACUUUGAGAGUUAAGUCAAAAAUAACGUUUGAAGAUGCUAUUAAAAGUAAAGCUGACAAAGUUGAACUCGAAGCAAUGAACAAAGUUUUGAAAUCUCAUAAACACAACAUCUCCGAUAUAAAUGAACUUCAAGCUACAUUAGACAGUAAAGCUGACAAGAACCAUACAAACGAAUCCUUCACUACUGUUAGAGCAGACGAUGUAAUAUUGAACUAUACUCUCGGUUCAAGUGCACCUUUAGAGAAUCCGAGUACAAGCGUAAAAGAUACACUAAACUCCUUAAAUAACAAAUGUAUGAAUAUCGAAGGUCAUGUCAGAAACUUUGAAACACAUGAACUACCAGCAAUGUUAGAUAAAAAAGCAGAUAAAGAACAUACACAUAAAUCCUUCACUACUGUUAGAGCAGACGACAUAAUAUUGAACUUUGACCUUGGUUCAAGUGCACCAUUAGAAAAUCCAAGUACAAGCGUAAAAGAUACUCUUAACAAUUUAGAUAAGAGUUGCAGGAAUAUCGAAGAUCAUGCCAGAAACUUUGAAGCAUAUGAACUACCAGCAAUGUUAGAUAAGAAAGCAGACAAAACAGAGCUUCAAACAUUAAAGACAGAAAUACUUCAAACAUUAUAUCCUAUAGGUUCUAUUUAUACGUCAAUGAACUCAACAAAUCCAGCAACAGUUCUGGGUUUCGGUACGUGGGAACAGAUUGUAGAUAAAUUCUUAUACUGUGCUAGAUAUUCAAAGCAAACAGGAGGUUCGAAGAAAAUUACUGAAGCAAACCUUCCACCGCACACUCAUACAGGAACUACAAACUUUUCUGGCGACCAUAGCCACUCAUUAAGAGACCACCCAUUAUACAACUCAGAGUAUGAAGCUGGCAAUGACGUUUUAUCUCCAUCUUAUAACAAUGCAGCAAAAAAGACUUUUCGACCAACUGAACCAGGAGGAAAUCAUUCACACACUUUCACAACAAAUCCAACAGGCUCGGGUGCAGAUUAUAUGCCACCAUUUGUGACUGUAUUCGCAUGGUAUAGAGUUCAAUGA